AUAGGUUAACCGCUUUCUUAAUUAGGAUUAGCGUAGUGGAUAUCCACUAGCUGUUAUAGGAUAUCUACUAGCUUUUUCUGGCUAGCGGAUUUCCUAGCUUUUACCGGAUCUCACCAGUGGCUACGGUAGUGCCUGCCUACCUGUACGUAGGUAACUGGUAGCUACUCUUUGGUCGUCGGGCUGCGACGACUGGCUGACCGCUGACCCAAUGCAAUCAGUCAAUUACUUAUUCAACACCGGGCGUGGACGGGAACUGGAAUCACGUUUCCUCUAAGCCUCUGCCCCAGGCAUCACCGCCAUCCGUUUUUCCGACAGGCACUUGAUACCAGGAAUUGCCUACCGAUCUCUGGGAACAAGAUGCAGAACGGGAUCGAAUAGGACUGAAUGUCUUUUUUUUGCUUGUUUUUCUGCCUCCUACCUCACCCCACCUCAUCUCCACGCCCUCUUCCUCUCAUAGUCACCUCACCACAUCUCACCUCGCCUCACCUCGCCUUGCCGUACCUUACCUUACCUACUUAUCUUUGCCGACCUCUCAUAUUGACUUCACCGGUAACGACGCAAAGUGCCUCUCUUGCCUUGCCUGGGUACAAACAAGACCCCCCAGUUCAGGGUUUCCCCUUUUCUACAUAUUCACCAACGACCUCCUCCCGUCUCUGACGUCUCCCGCUUGACCUCAUUUUGACUCGAUCAACCCCACAUCGAACCCGAUUUUCCAAAGCAAUUCAGUAUUAUCAGGAGUCGGGUCCUCGUGAACCUUCCGUCCUUCGGUGCCACUUCACGAUCCGCCCUCUGCGACAGCCGCAACCUCACUGGCCGGGGGUUCAUAACCUCGUCACGGACUCCCUGCCAUACGUACAUUCGGGCCUUAGACCACCAGUACAUUGUCAUCGACUGGAGUGCUACGCUACGCUGUCGCCCCCCUCGCCCCACUCUCACACACAACGCUGGUACGGAUACAGACACUCACUCACUCGAUCACUCAACCGACCUACCCUACCUGCCCUGCUCCAUUUUUUUUUCUUUUUCGUUUUCUCACCUGGUUGCUGCGUGAAGUCAAUCCAGUAACGCGAAGGGGGAAGAGGAAAAUAAAAAAUAAAAAAGGAAAACAAGGAAGCAAGCGGGCAGGCCUUACCUGAACUCACUCGCGCCUUCUUCCCCUCUCUUCCUUCCUUCCUUUCCGCCCCCUCCUCUUAGAAUCCCCUCCCGCCCUCCACCCGUCCGGAUCCAAUCCACUUACCCUCCCACAACGGAUAGACUGUGGCCGACCUUCACCACAUCCCGCUCUACUCUCAACUUCUCACCCCCUUCAGAGAAAAAAAUCAAGUCUCCAAUUCCAACUCCAAAAAUCACAACGCCGGCACCUGCACUUGCACCACAACCGCAACCGCCGCCGCUUUCUCACGCAAACAAUCUCCCUACACCACUCCUUCUCACGCACACCCACCUACCUACGCCAGGCUUCACCACAUCUGCCGCUCAGUCUCUCGCAUCGGCCAAUCUUUCAGCAGCGCCAGCAAUAUCUCGGCCUGUUUUGACGUCAACCAAGGAUUUAGGCCUCUGCCUCGACUAGGCCAUCCAUCACUGUUACACGAGAACAGAGGACAACCAGCAACCAUGUCCGGCGCCGAGGGCACACAUGCAAACACAGGCGGCUUCGACCUACUGAAGCGGGCGACACAGGCCAUGAUGUCAGGCUCUAGGUAUGUGCCAUUUCUGUGACGCAUCUCUCUACCACUCCUGCCCAAUGAUACCCCUCUACACUUGUGCUACCCUGCCUGAGCAUGCAUUCUCCUAGCCUUUUUUUCUUUCUUUUUUUUUCUCCC
Messenger RNA from Colletotrichum navitas, 1823 nucleotides. RefSeq lists its product as uncharacterized. The transcript has a single exon. Bases 385 to 657 code for a protein of 90 amino acids. Lineage: Eukaryota; Fungi; Ascomycota; Sordariomycetes; Glomerellales; Glomerellaceae. The record is from RefSeq and is a predicted model, not a curated record.